AAACAUAUGGCUGGAAAUAUUGGACUUGUAACGAGAAUUAUUUCCUUUUAUGUUUAACUUAAUUUGUUUUUAGUGAGAAGAAAAAUAUGGACUCAAAGCGACUCUUAGCAAAAACGAGUAACAAAAACACAAAUCUUACCCAAAGCAUUGAGGAUGACCCUUUGAUCGAUGGCCCGCUCAUAGCCCGGAACUCCUUAGAGUCGGCCAUCGAAAGAGAGUUUCAAAAAGUACCCACUACGUGGGGAGCAGUUACAUUGGCCGUUUUGCAUGUGUUGUACGUGAUUGUGUGCUUGGCCCUGGCUUCGGUGUGCGUGUUAACCGACAUUCAUUCAGCAGAGUGCACAGCGGCUUUGAAGGAGUUGGACUCGAGGACUCUGGUGUUGCUCUUGAAAGUGGUCCUGUGGGUACUGUUUUUUCUCUUUGAGAGAUGUGUACAGCAUCACCACAGCUCCGUGAGGCGAAGAGGAUACCUGCAGUUUUACAGGAAAACUGCAAAGUUCAAGCAUCUGCCAUUACUUAUACACUCCAUAGGGAACGCUGCAGUCCUGAUAAUAAUUGCUCCUGCGCCUCUGUUGGAUAGCAAAGUGAAAAAUCUUUCAGUGUAUCUACUGCUCGUUGUCAUCUGCGUGGAACUGCUCGCCUCCAUCACAUGCCUUCUAAUUUAUACAGUGCAUGUGUCGAGGUUUAACAAGCAAAGCCCGAGUCCGGAUGUCACCGAAGGCGAGGGAUCACCCGGCUUCUCCGCUACUUCCAGUGGUGCCCACACGGAGAUGGGCUUUAGAGACGGCUCCAGUCUCGAGGAAGUGGUGGAGAAACAAGCGGACAUGAUCGAGUAUCUGAAGCAGCACAACACUUUGCUGAGCAAAAAAAUCCUGACGCUCACAUCACGACAGACCAGAGACUGAGAGAUGAGAAGAUUCUUAGUGUUUGACUUAAGGUUUCAGUGCACGCGUAAGUCUGUGCGUGUGUUUGCUGACUGACAGCAGUGGCCAUGCUCGACUAAUCACAAGGGUUUUAACAGGAAAAGAGCUUCUUCUACUUAACAUUGUUUUCAUGGUUCCCUGGUGACACGACCUGUAAGAUAAAGGACGCCAUAUGGAAUUAAUAGCAAGAAGAAAGCUUUCGGCCAUUUAACCAGCAACCAGGAAAUUCCUCUAGCGUAGAGGUUAAAUAGUUAUUGAGAAAAGUAUAGAAAUUACUCAGUUAGUAUUACAUAUAAUCAGAUUUAUUUGGAUUUUUAUUUAUUUAUUAUUAAUCUGAAGGGUACUAAUGAAUAACUUUAACUGGUCAGGUCUGAUUGGGAUUAAAACAGUUUUUGUUAAGAUUUAGUUUAAAGCGUCUUGUACAAAUUUUCUUUUAUUUACUUUUUUUUUGUAAUAAUAAAUUUUGGAUUGUGUA
Molecule: messenger RNA, 1398 nt
Organism: Clarias gariepinus (North African catfish)
Lineage: Eukaryota; Metazoa; Chordata; Actinopteri; Siluriformes; Clariidae
Gene: tmem192
Product: transmembrane protein 192
Exons: 6
Coding region: 87-905 (272 amino acids)
Cellular component (GO): lysosomal membrane; late endosome
Source: RefSeq, a predicted model, not a curated record